AUGGAUUCACAGCACACACCUGGAAAGAUAAGUAUCUCUGAAGGAUCCUUCCUUUCAAGAACAAAGGCUGUUGAGAAUAUAGAUUAUCCACACUAUCAUGCUCUCUUACGAAAACUGAACAUGCCUUUUGUGAAAGGAGUUGAGGACAGACAUGACUGUGGCAGAAUUGAAAAGAAAUGCAACCCUACUUUUCUUAAAUUUCACCCUUAUCCCCCUUCAGUCCUGCCAGACUAUCAUUUACACUAUCCUUAUCCCACACCGUACGGGCCAGAUUAUCCAUUAUUUCCACUUCGGGAUGAUGUACCCUUAGGUGACACCUGUUCAGGGUUUGUGAGUCCUGGUGGUGAUGCUAACUUAAAGCCUGGCAUUGGCAGAACCAUACCAAGCUUGGUAGAUUUCAGUGAUGUGAAACCUCAACAUCGAGUUCCCAGGCCAGACACAGGAUUUCAGGCGACAUUAAAAAGGAAAAAAAUGUUACUAGAAGAACUAAAACAGGACAGGAGAUGGAAUUCCAGGGCAGUACCAGACAUUUCCAUCAGAGCAAGACUUGGAGGUUGGACAAGCCCACUGAGAGUUACUGCCUUACAGCCUCAUCAUGAAUACUCAGAAAAUCACCUAUAUACAUUUGAUGAGCAAGCAACAUGUACCAUGUGUAAGAGAAUAGGAGAGAAGCAACAUGUGAAGACACAAUUAUCAUAUCCACUGCUGUUUAUUUAUGGAGUUCCCUGUGGCAUCCCCUCACAUAUUCUGCUGUACAUUAAGGAUUAA
This is a messenger RNA of Lipotes vexillifer (Yangtze River dolphin), 768 nucleotides long. RefSeq lists its product as uncharacterized. The transcript is spliced from 3 exons. Gene Ontology annotation, biological process: spermatogenesis. The record is from RefSeq and is a predicted model, not a curated record. The coding region runs from base 1 to 768 and encodes 255 amino acids. NCBI's taxonomy places the organism in Eukaryota, Metazoa, Chordata, Mammalia, Artiodactyla, Lipotidae.